UUGUUAGUGAGUAAUCAUUGCCUUCGCCUUCAUCGUCGACCUCGUCGUGCCCGGUUGUCAACUAUUAUUGGAUAAUACCCACGGUUGACGGAACUACAACAACUGGUUGAUUAGUUUACAGUUUGAAUCGUUACGAUUCGCCUGGAAAAUAUGAUGAUUGUGUUGUGAUGUGAUUCGAAAAGCUGGUGUGUUGCAUCCGUUAGAGGAUAUACAACUGUCCGAGAGAGGUGCGGCGUAAAUUGCGCCCCUCCCCACUAGUGGUGCGCGGAGAGGUGCCAGUGUUAAUGUUGAUUAAAUUAGAACCACAAGGAUCCAUCGAUACCAGUGUUAAUAAAUCAAAAGAAUCUCGCUCCGUUGUGUGGCCAUGCACCACUACAGCAGACUGCGCUGAUGUCCCGAACGCGACCUGUUCGAUCUACGGUUUCUGCCAGUGUCCAGCCGGGCAUGUUUUCUCCACCGACGUCCGGCGCUGCCUCUCCGAGAGCUUGUAUGGGGUGAGCUGCGAGGAAGCGGUCCAGUGCUCUCAUAUGCUUACCGGUGCCAAGUGCGAGAACCAAGUAUGCACCUGUGAUACCGGGUUUACCUACGUGCGGGGACGAUGCCGUCAGCUAGCGAAUCUCGACCAACCGUGCAAUGAGGAUGUUGACUGUUUCUUCAGCUAUAAUCGUGAAGCCGUGGUUUGCGACGAUGGUAAGUGCCAAUGUGCACCGGGUUUUUAUCUUCGAAGCACAAAUGUCUGCCGGCGUGAAGUAACUCUUGGCCAAAACUGCCUCGUAAACACGGACUGUGUCGGCGACAAUCUCGAGUGUAAUAAUGACGUCUGUGUCGAGAAAGCAGCACAAACAAAAACCUUUAGGGAUAUCGGAGUGCAGGCUAAGCCCACUUGCGACGAAAAGAAAGCGCAAGUGGAAUCGAGGGCGACCCGCGAUCAGCAGCAGCAGACCAGUGUUAAGAGCAGUAGCAGCAGCUGUGGAACUACUGCCGGUGUUGAGGAAUCGAACGACGUGCAGGAGAUAGUGCCGGAGAACCAACCAAAAAGUACCUCCAGCGGAGCGACAGCUAAGAGAGUAAGACUUCAAACAAGCGCCGAUGACACACUGAAAGAUGAUAGUUCUCACGAGUACGGUGAUACCUGCACUGUGGAAGAACAAGAAUGCAAUGGGCUGCCCUACUCUGUGUGUCGGAUGGGACAGUGUCUUUGUCGAGAUGGUUUCUACGAAGUCGGAAAAGUAUGCAAAGCUGAAUUAGGUGAAUUCGUGGAUAAAGAAGAAGACUGUGGCGGUGGAAAUUUCGUAAAUGGUAGAUGUGUUUGUGACAACCAUUGGUUUUACAAUUACCACAUGCGAUCAUGUUUAAAAGGUGUACUUGGAAUUAAUACCUCUUGUACGGCAAAUAGCCAGUGUUCUCCAUAUGGUGCUGCAUACUGCCCUGAUACCAGCCCGAGGCGAUGCAGCUGUUUUCCGUAUGCCGAGUACGAUAGCAACCAGCAGAUGUGCGUGGCUAAGAUCGGUUACGAGCAAUACUGCGAAGAUGACGAAGGCUGUACGAUGAGAAACACACGCUGCAGUGAGGUGAACACGUGCGUUUGCCGGCCGAACUUUUUCUACGUGAACGAGCUUUGCCAGGCGGCUCAAGGGGGAACGUGCGAAACCGUGGAGGACUGUGGAUUCGAAGAGGCAAGUUGCGAAAAGGAAGACGACGAGAAACCGAAAACAUGCGACUGCAUCAAGGGUUACACAUAUCAAGACAAUACGUGCCUAAAGCAAGCAGAAGCCUAUGGGGACGAGUGCACUGUAAAUGACCAGUGCCAACCAUUGUUGGGAGACCAGGCCAAGUGUAUAGACGAGAAAUGCCAGUGUGACGGAAGUGACACGCACUACAAAGGUGGAAAGUGCCAUUCGAAAGUUGCUUUGGACGAGCGAUGCCAACUGACCAACGAAUGCUUCGUUGAGGACGGUGCGGACAAUGUGGAAUGCCGCAAUUCGGCGUGCCAGUGCAAGUUCGAAUACUCAGCGGACGUCGAGCGACAACGAUGCGUUAAAACCACUAGCAAGAGCUCUUCCGAUCGACCAAGUGCACUGAAGGUAAUCACAUUAAUGUUGACGAGCGCAGCGAUUCUGAUUACGGGGUCGGCUUUACGAGAUGCUUACUACCGGUAGACUACGUCCAUCGGACAUUGUGUACAUCAAUACAACCGAAGCUAAUCAAAAUAUUGAUGGCGCGGACAGUGAUAAGAAAGAGCUGCUCAGUAUUAUGCUGUGCAAAGACAUCGAGUAAUUUUGCAUACGGGGUAAAAUCAUCGGACGGUAUCGACUUAUGGAGAGCAAUUCACAAAUUACUCUACAUAGUAGAGUGAUCAUAUUCCGUGAGUUAUAAGAAACCGCGCCUUAACAUUUUGUUCUGCUUUACAAGAUGCAAGGAAAAACGUAACUUAUUUCUACUGGGUAUCGCAAACAUCGCCACAAAUAAAAAUAAUGGUCAGAAAUCAUUUCAUUCUUUUAGAAAUUCUUAGAAAAUAUAGAAAAGCAGUAAUAAGAAUAAAACAUUUUUUCGCGGGGAAGUUUUGGUCGACUAACACAAUUUUAUUUGUCGUCGCAAUCUUCAUAAUUAAAUAGAAAUUUUUCAAAUAGACUUAUCUGAUUUUGUAAAAAAAAUCGAACUUCAUUAAAUCAGAGAGGUCAGUUUGGUUUUUCUAUUGAGGUGUUGGCAUCAUUAAUUGUGAAUUUAUAAUAUUGUGGCCAUUUUGUAAACAAUAAUAAACAAAACAAAUAGAUAGAGUUCACUAGAGAUUAUAGCAUACUAACUUCUAAUCGUCAUAUCUUAUUUGAUCCAGAUUAUUGAAAUAUACAUUAUGAUUGUUUAAACUCCUCCCAUAACUGCAUUGUAGAUUACCUAAACAGUUCAUGUAUAGAUGACGAAAAUUUAGAAUGAAGAAAUACCGUUCGAACGACAUAUCAAUAUUCAAAGUGGUAGUGAACCAAUAUUAGAACUACGUUAGAAGCUUUCUUAUUGUUAAUCUUUUUUCGUCCCCCUCCUAGUUAGCUGUAGAUGGUUAAUACACAAUGAACUAAUGUAAGUAAGGAUUCAUCGAAAAGUUCUAAUCAAAGAUUUAAUCUGUAUAAUGAUAUUAUUAAUAAGUGAGAGCAAAAGCGAUAUUGUAGAAACAUUUAUAAAUAAGAAGCAAUAAUGAGUUGUUAAUACAAACGAAUAAAUUUAUACGGCUGUUACUUACGAGAAGUUAUUUCACUUGAAUAAAGUCCCAUUAUUAGCACAUCGUUGAUUCCUUUUGCCUUAUCGCCCUGUUGAUUGGGAAUAGCGAAGCUUUCGUCGGGGAAGACACACGGAUGUGAAAGUGUUCUUCACUAGUCCAGUCGUAAUUUGAGUAAGAAACGGACCGGGUCAUUUUGCUGAAACUAAACAUUGAAAAAUGGAACAACGUUUUAUUAGAAGUGCAUUAUUUACUGUCGUGUUCGUGAUGCUGUUUGGUACUGGCUCGCCUCUUCUGGUUACCAUCAGCGGUAAAGGAAAGUCGAAUGCGAAACUACCGUUCCAAACAGUACUACCUUGUGCCACGGAUGCCGAUUGUAACUCGCUGCAGAACACAACCUGCAUCGAUAUAGAAUCAAGUUCAACCAAAACAUGCCGCUGUGAGGAUAUGGAAUUCCCUAACUUGGGGCACUGUUGGUUAUUAAAUAAAGAUCUCAACAGUCUAUGUUCCGGUGCACAGGAUUGCUAUACCCAUGGCAACGAUCGCGAUAGCGUUGACUGCAUAGAAUCAAAAUGUAAAUGUCAACUGGGCUACUUUGUCGAUGAGGAGAGUUCGUCUUGUCAAGAGAUCGAAUAUCCUGGUGAAUCUGGCUCACUAGAAAUAGCGAAUUUGUGCCUUCUGUUAUUCACGUGUUGUCUGGCCGCGUUUUCUUUGUAUAAAUUGGUGUGCUUGAUUAAAUUCUCCAAGAAAUUAACUCAGGGGAAACCUUUUGUUCUUUGAGUUUCGUACAUCUAAGAUUUUUUUUUAGAAUGCAGCUAAUUUAAUGACUGAUUAUUUAAACUAAUUGUUGAACGCAUUUGACAAUAAAAAUUAACAACACAGUGUGAAAA
Molecule: messenger RNA, 4098 nt
Organism: Armigeres subalbatus
Lineage: Eukaryota; Metazoa; Arthropoda; Insecta; Diptera; Culicidae
Product: prion-like-(Q/N-rich) domain-bearing protein 25
Exons: 11
Coding region: 285-2159 (624 amino acids)
Source: RefSeq, a predicted model, not a curated record